CGAAAAAACAAAAAUACUGUGUCAUACUGAAAUUAAUUCCCUGAUAAGAUACUACCACAAGCAGUGUGCUCAAUUUUUUUCAAAUUUUCCGUAGAACUGCGUCACCGUAAAAAAAAAUUAGAAUGUUUGUCGACGUUUUUGCUGUGAGGAAGAAAGUUAUUACUUGUUAGGUUUACCGCAAGUAUAGAUUAAGUAAUUCUAAUAAAGGUUAUUUUUACGUAAACGUAAUUUUUAACGCAAUUUUUUAACCUAGAAAAUGCGAUUCAAGAGAAAAAAAAAUUGCGAUGUGGAUAUUGCGAUAUACAUAUAUCUAAACAUUCAUGCAUAUUUCAACAUCUUCGGUUAGCGGAGUUGCACAGAUUUUGCACAGAUGAGUUUUUCUUGGUCAGCUAUCGAACGGUAUAAUACUCAAUAAAAUUUAGGAAUACAGUAAAUUGUCUUCAAUUGUCCCAGAGCUAGUAUACAAAAGGGACAAUUUGGCAAGAGGAGGCUCGAAUAAUCGUAUCUCCCCUUCCCGAAUUGUCCAUUUUUUGUUUAUAAGCCGAGGGACAAUUGCUGAGAAUUUAUUGUAUUCUUAUAAACGCACUCUUAGAACUCAACGGUGAAACAGUUGUGACUAAAAAAUCUCGCUAAUACGUCGCGAUUUCGAUGUCAGAAUAUCGCAAAAGGAUUUUACCAUGCCCGGGAUUGCAGAACGAUCCGUCGUGCGAAACGAAAACCAGAAAUCAAACGAGAAUUCCUUCGUCGAUACCGCGAAUUAUUUACCAAUGACGAACGCCGCUGAAACGUCAAAGCGUUAACGCAGGUUGCGCGAACACUUGUUUCGCACGAUCUCGUCCACAUUUCCUGGCAAAUUGACCGCCGCGGGGUCUGCGAGGGGAUCGCUGAAAGAGGGCUCUUCCCGAGAAGAGAAAAUCGGGAAAAAGGCGGGGGUCCGCGCGGGUGGAGGUCAGAGGACCCGGGACAAAGGAAGUCCAGGAGCCGUCGACGAGGAAAACCGAAGAGGAACCGGUCGCUACACAUUUCUUCGAGCAGAAACUGUCUCCCGGGAGAAACGAAGGAGAAAGAGAAAGCACCGGAGAUAGCAUCGGGUCACAUAGAAGGAAGAUGACCAGGCCAGACGGAGCGCCGCGAGAGGGUUACGCGGAAAAAUUUCGCGAGGGAGAUAGAGAGAGGAAGGAUCGUCGAAACAGAAAGGAGACGCGGAUAGAGGAUGGCCGAGGGGAGGACGACGAAGGUGAGAGAGUGGGUGUGAGGAUGGUAAAAGGUAAGCAGCGCGUGAAGCGCGUGCGCUGGUGGCGGCUAGGAUCGCCCGAUGCACCUAGCGCGCGGUUAGGGGGCUAUCGCAAGGGGUUAGGGGACAGGGGCAGCAGCGGCGGCGGCGGCAGCGGCGGCAGGCUGAGAGGAGCGGUUUAACAUCAGAGGGAGGAUCAGGGAGAACGAGGAAGCGAGAAAGCGAGGAAGUGAGCGGGUACGUGGACAGGAAGAGGAGAGGACGAUCCGCCCGUGAAUGGGAGAGAGGGACAAAGGUAGCGGAGCCGUGAUAGUCUGAUAGACGAGGAGGCGAGGAUCGAGAGAUCCUUGCGCGGCUAUGAGGUUUGCAUGCCUAGCCGACGGCUCCUCAGUAUCGUCGUACGUCUCAUUCGCGACGCGACGCAACACGACGCCGGCCCUUCGACUUUUGUCUCUCAUCCUGGCUCGUUAUCCUCUCUCUUUCUCUCGCUCUCCCUCUCUUGCUCUCUCUCUCUCUCUCUCUCUCUCUCUCUCUCUCCCUGUGUUUCUAUCUGAUGCGCCGGUACUUACCUGCCGGUAUCCUGUGCGCUACUCUCGCACCUGUACGACACACGUUCCGUGCGCCGGCCACGGGUUCACGCGGUCAGUGAUACGUUAGAGCACCCAGAGCUUCCUCCGACGGUCACGGGUGAUGUGCGAUUUUUCGUAUUGUUGAGCCAGCCAGAAACACGAGGAAGUUCGGGGUGGCGAGCCGAUCCUGCGGUCCACAUCUUUACCAUCCAAAAUCAUGAACACGAACCUGUCAACGAUGGCAUACUUUGAGAUAGUAAUAUUUUUGUGUUCAGUGAUUAGUUUUGUUCCCAGCUGCUGCAAAACCGAGUCAGAGAACAGCAACAAAAGGGCGAGUUUGCCGAAGUUCCUAACCGAGCUGGACCUCUCGAGCGUGGAAGGAUCGUCGGAGAGCAGCGAGUCGUUCAGAAAAAUCGUGAAAAGACUGGCGCCGGAGAAGAAUGGCGAGUACCAAGUUUACCAAGUCUUCUUCGGCAACCCGGAUCUUCUCAAGGAAUGGCUCAAAGGAGCGGGCGUGACAGGGCAACCUGGGGUCGACUUCCCAGCUCUCACGACGAUUCCCGCCACUUCGUUCAGCUGUCGCGGUCUGAAAGGUGGUUACUACGCGGAUCUGGAGACAAAUUGUCAAGUGUUCCACAUCUGCGACAACGGGCGGAAGAUAUCGUUCCUCUGCCCGAACGGCACCAUCUUCCAGCAGUCGCAGCUGAUUUGCGAUUGGUGGUUCAAGGUGGACUGCAGCAAGUCCGCAGAGUUGUAUGAACAAAGCAGCGAGCAGUUGCUCGAGGAGGAACGAAGGCGAGCAGAAUCAAGGAAAACGAAAUUGGAGUACCAGCAAUCGAUCGAGGCCGGUGGCCAGCAGGAUUACUUCGACGUCCAGAAUCUCAGCUAUGACGGGAAGCAGAACGGCCGGAUAAAGACGUACGAGGAGCCGCCCCUGGAGAACCAGAUGCAGGAAAGGAUAAAGACGUCCAGGUUUUUCGACGGUGGCAACAACUUCGGCCAAGAAAACGGCCAGAGGGACAACAACCAGUUCGUCGGGAACGGUGGGUUCCAAAACGGCCAGGUCCCCAGCACGAAGCCGCCUUUGAACCAGUUCACCAGGAACACCGACGAAGGGAACGUGAACAAAUUCUCGACGACCAGUCAGGACUAUUACAGCACCCCCAAGAAGGCACAGAAUUAUCACGCGACCAGCCGGAACUCGAAUAACCAGGAGAAAGGGGCGCUGAAAAGGUUGAAGUUCAAAAGUCAGACUCGGAAUAGUACCGCGUCUACUCUCGCUCAGAGAGUCACCCCGUCUUACACAGAGUCAACAACCUUCAGAGCCAGCAGCCCGAGCUCGAUCAAGGAAUCGCAGCAAUUCGCGGAGAGCGCCGCUUUCGUUGGUAAUCGCGGCAACAGGUUCGUCGACACCAAUGGGAACUCGCAUCAGUAUUACUACCAGCUGUACGUCAAUCGUGAGACCACCGCCAGAAACGCGGAGUACGAAUCCACCACAGUCACGACCGAUAGAAACGAUGCGACCACGCAGAGGAACGACUUCUCAUUCACAGACGCAACGUCGACCCCUUACUAUGAAACGACGACGCCAUAUUUCACGACCACCGUGUCGCCGCCUUGCAACGACGAGACCACCACGGAAGGUGCGACGACCAAUCCUCCGGCCACCACGGAGACCCUGCAGUUCGCCGACAGUAGCUACGACUUCGGGGGCAACUUCAAGAACUCGGAGUCGAGGAGCACCUUCUCCGAUCCUAAUUAUUACAACAACGCCGACAACAGGAACUCGAAUGGUCGAACAGACGCGAGCAACGAGGGCUCGUACGCUCCCUCGACGACCCGGUCCCAGGCAAUCACGGAUAGCUACCGUCAGAAUACUGUCACGUCCAACUAUGACAGCCAGACGUUCACCGCGAGCAGUUUUCCGCCAGCCGCCAGCUCGCCGUCCCGCGGCGUCAAUUUUGGACGAGGCACGGAGGGGCCGACGACGCGUUACGACAAUCAAUAUAGCAGGUCGCCGAACAAAAACCCGUCCACAGCUUCGCCAGGCUAUCGACAAAACUUCAUCAGCUCGAGCACCGAGAAACCAUAUAGAACCACUCCAACCUACCAACAGAACACCGUCACGGAGAAGGACUUGAGUCCCUACGACAGGAGCUUCACGUACAAGCAAGGAAAGGUGAUGUCCACUUUGGGCCCGUACGUGCCCUUCACCAGGAACUAUGCCAGCAGCGGCGCAUCCACGACGAAGCCCACACCGUACACACCUACGAUACCCACUUAUACCUCGGCGAAGACUCUGAUUCCCAAACUGAAGUAUCCCGCGCCAACCUCUUUGAGCAAACUUAAGUCGACCCGUUUCUCCGAGAGGGAGCACGCGCUGAGUAUGCUUCACUCGUUGAAGAACCUGGAGAACAACGUGCCUGGCCUCACCGAGUCCCCUAAGGCGAUCGAAAAAGUCUCUAACAGGUCUGGAGCACCCGCGCCGUCCACUUUGCACUCGUUGGCUUUGUACUUCUCCACGGCUACAGAGAACUUCGACUCCAACGAGCCUACCGACUCUUCGAUCAGCGCGGAGUCCGAAGAGGACGCCGAGAAGAUAGUUUCGAAGAAGAGCAACGGGACUGUGCAGGUGCCCAGCACCCUUUUGACACAGCACACUAUUGAUUCCUACUCCGAUUUGUUCAAAUUGAACGAUGCUUUCGAGAACAAUGUGACAACGGAGGAUCACUUGGACAACUCCAGCUACGGCGAGGAUUACAACGAAGACCUGGAGCUGCAGCAGAGCGGAGGGUCCCUGGAUGAUCUCAGGAGGUCGAAUAGCACCAGGCUUCGGGAGAUCGCGCAGGUCUUCACGCACGCUUUGUCCGCUUACCUCCUCGAUCCGGACACCUUCAAGAGAGUGCUCACCGAGAUCAGGCCCACAGAGCCGCCGAGGACGACGCUUGACUUUGACCAAUUUAAGACCACGACGGACUCGGAUCUGUCGGAUUACACGUCGUCUAUCAGAGAGAAGGACGAGGUCCUCGACUUCUCCGACGACGGGAACGACAUCAGGCAGAAGCUGACCACCGUGUACCCCACCACCUUCGAACCACCCACAACUGUUCCGGAUAACGUCUACGAUAUCUUGAGCACUCAGCCGAGCUCUUAUUACACUACUCCCAGACCGUCCAGCCAAGAGACUUACGAACCGAGUACCAACUUCGUUACAAACUCGGUGACGAAUGAUUAUUACGAGACCUCUGUACCUCCGACAGAGAGUACCGUAACCGCAGAGCAAGGUAGCACGGUGUACACGAGCGGUUCAAGCGGAUUUUAUAAUCGCGAGAAAGAAACGAGGGACAGUGACAGAACACAGGUGACGGACAAUUACGUUUGCACGGAGUGUACGGGCGACGUUCAGAAUCAGAAUAAAGUUGGUGGUUUUCAGAAUAACAGCGUCAGCAUCGUCACAGAGCCCUACAGGGAGGCAAAGUCGCUCGUUACGACUCCCAUAAGCGAUAACUUCGUUGUUUCGCCGACUCCCUCGCCGCCGUCUUCGCUGACACACAUGGUUACGCACAAUUGGAACAAAAGGCCCACCAGCAGGAAACCGGAACAACAGUUGACACCACCGUUUUACGAAAGUUACGCGGAAGUCGUUCGAAAAGAGAACGAGAGAGCAGCUCUGAACCCUGAGAGCUAUUCGAGCACCCCUAUGUCCGUUCAGCAUGUCCGCGCCACGACUUCCGGCUUUUCAACGAACAAUUAUGAAACUCCCGACGAUCACUCAUUCAGAUCACACUUGCAUAAAUCGGAGCAAGGACUUCCGUUCCCAACGUCACGGACCAGCUACACGAAGUUCAGGACAGCGUAUAACAGCAUCGAGUCGACCGAAAGGCUAACGUCGACGCCUAGAUCAACGACGGAAGUGACGACCCCGACGACCAUCGUAGAGACCACACCUUGCACUCAUACCGAGUCGCAGACCGACUCGUUCGAGACUACAGAGCCGAAAGAAAACACGAAGGCUCUGAACAACGAUCAUUGGACCUCUUCUCCAGCGGUUACUCAUCUCUGGGAGACCUCGGUCUUCGUAGACCCUCAGCGCAUCAAUCACGGUUUGGAGUCAGAUAUCGGCACAACGGUGCCCUCGGUCACGGACAUCGUGGCUGGAAGUCAGGAAAGUUCGGAGUAUGGUAAUACGUUCUUGCGGGACGAGUCAGGCAGCACCGAAGAGUCUUCUAGCAACGAGACCGACCAGCCACCAGCCCCGCAAAGACACUCGAGGAACAAAGACACGCCUACGAGCUUCUCUCUGCUCCCCACGACCUCCGCUAUUGAGAUCACGAUGACUCCGAAGCCUUUGAUCACAACACGAUCUAGUAUCACCACGACAAUAACGUCGUCGAUCACGUCCACCAAUUCUCUGCCUCAAGAGACCUUGGUGACAUCGUUGCUGCCGUACACGACGAUACCAAACGCGAACACCACCGAGAACGAGAUCGCUGAGAACCUCUUCGGCAAGUUGAAUGCUACCAGCAGUAACACUCUGAUGAGAGUCAUGAAGCAAGCGGACAACAACGAGACUGUUAGGCAGCUGGUCUUAUUGCUUGUACGCCAUUGCAAGGAUCCGGUGAACAAGACCAUGCAGGGAGAGAAGGAUGAACUGUUGAAUGCGUUGCUGAGAUUGCCAGUGAACGAGUUCGCUUCCGAAGAGUCUAGAAACAUCGUAGCUGGCAUCAAUCAGCUGAGCGUGGCUCCCAAAGCGACCGCCAGGUCCAGGAGCGCCACUGUAAGCUCGAGAAGUACCACCAGCCCCAGAAUUGUUACUGCUAGCCCCAGAAGUGUCACCACCAGCCCGAUGGCCACCGAGCCUGUUGUCACCACCUACAGAAGCAGAAAGAGCCGGAAGUUCAGGACGACCACAGAGAACUCGGCGAAUCUGAUUCGGCGAUCGGAGAAACUCCCGACCUCGGAAGCUAUUAAUUCGCUCCAGGAGGAUCAGACCUCUGCAUCCGACAGCAGGGCGCUGGAACUUCUCAGAUCUUUGUACACGAUAGCUACGAAAUGGGGGUGAAAUUAUGGGGGUUGAGCAGGAAGUUCGGGGAAAGGUUCGUAUCGACCAGAUUUGAAAAUCAAUCCCUUUAGGGUGUCCUCACGAACUAAGAUAAUUUGUUCAUGCUUUCUGGACGGAUCUAGACAUUGUUCGAAUAGAUUUCUUUUUUAUUAGAUCGUUCAAACGAACGUUAGAUUGUUUUUAUUUAAUUGAUCUUGUCCUAGGAAUUUCUGGUUGAGAUACGUUUUGUUACUUCACUAUCGAUUCAAUGGUAUAAAUACACUGUGGAUUUUGUUAGAUUCUCCGCAGUUAAUUAAAAAUGUUGACAAGAGAAAUUAAACAAGAAUAUCUUUCUUUAAUGCUAGAACUACUGAAAACUAAAAGCAACUGGUGUGUGUCGCUUCAUAAGAUUGAAAAGAUUAAAGUUAUAUAGAUUUUUCGCCAUUUUUACCAUAAUGUAGGCUCGAAUUAAGAAAUUUAUUCAAUAAUUUCCUGUGAAAGAGUACUUAUCAUGUCAACAGGUUUACAAUAAUAAAUGUGAAGUGUAUAGGUUCGGUGUUAAUACUCGGAGAAAUUGUUGUAUGCUACAACAUUUGUCUGAAUAUGUCAAGAUCAAUUUCAGUGGAAAGCCAUUUUGAUGUAAUUCAUUUUGUCCUGAAAAAGAAAAAUCAAUUUCUUGGUUGUCAAGAUAAUAAAUUAUUUAAAGUAGGGUGGAAUAAUUUUUUUA
Megalopta genalis is the source of this 7571-nucleotide messenger RNA. It is a transcript of the gene thw, whose product is annotated as chitin-binding domain protein thawb. NCBI's taxonomy places the organism in Eukaryota, Metazoa, Arthropoda, Insecta, Hymenoptera, Halictidae. Gene Ontology annotation, molecular function: chitin binding. The record is from RefSeq and is a predicted model, not a curated record. Gene Ontology annotation, cellular component: extracellular region.